AUGAGAAGUAUCCUCUCUGAAGAACAACAUUCAGGAUGUGAGGAUGUGGAUGAGGAGCCUCUCUCAGGUCACAGAAAGUCCAGACUUACUGAUAGUUUCCAUCUGUGCUCUGGGAGAGUGGAGGUGCUUCAUGGAGAGACCUGGUCCACAGCGGGUGAUGCUGACUUUGACCAGCAGGAUGCAGAGGUUGUGUGUCGAGAGUUGGGCUGUGGGCUUCCUGUGGAGGUGCUGGGAGCAGCUGCUUUUGGCAGAGGGGAGGGUCAGGUGUGGUCAAAGGAGCUUCAGUGUAGAGGCAACGAAUUUCAGAUUUCUUUCUGUCCAACAUCACCUUCACAUAACUGCACUCAUGACAGUGAUGUGGGCCUGGUGUGUGCUGGUCACACUCAGGCUCGGCUGGCGAACGGCUCUGACUCCUGUUCUGGUCGAGUGGAGCUCCAGUACCUCAAUGAGUGGGGCACAGUGUGUGAUGUAAGCUGGGAUAUGAGAGCUGCCAGUGUCCUCUGUGGUCAGCUGAAGUGUGGGAGUGCUGUGGCUGUGUUGGGGUCAGACUGGUUUGGGAGGGGAGCGGCCGGAUCUGGGCUGAUGUGUUUGAUUGUAAAGGGAACGAAACACACCUGUCAAAAUGUCCCAUUUCAUCAUGGAGUCGAACUGCAUGCUCUCAUAAACAGGAUGCUGUAGUCAUCUGCAGUGGUGAGAAUUUUGUAGUCUAUCUCAGAAAUGUCUGUGUAAGGUACCCUCAGUCAAACAAGGUUUUUAGUUAAGUGAUAUUUUUUUCCUAUUCAGGUUCCUCUCAUUUAUGAGCAUUUAAUGAGGGGCGAGUGCGGUUGU
Molecule: messenger RNA, 828 nt
Organism: Colossoma macropomum (tambaqui)
Lineage: Eukaryota; Metazoa; Chordata; Actinopteri; Characiformes; Serrasalmidae
Product: scavenger receptor cysteine-rich type 1 protein M130-like
Exons: 4
Coding region: 1-678 (225 amino acids)
Cellular component (GO): membrane
Source: RefSeq, a predicted model, not a curated record